Messenger RNA from Tripterygium wilfordii, 2223 nucleotides. RefSeq names its product protein LAZ1-like. Lineage: Eukaryota; Viridiplantae; Streptophyta; Magnoliopsida; Celastrales; Celastraceae. The transcript has 9 exons. The coding region runs from base 345 to 1799 and encodes 484 amino acids. Gene Ontology annotation, molecular function: transporter activity. The record is from RefSeq and is a predicted model, not a curated record. Gene Ontology annotation, biological process: transport.
AGCGAACAUGAAGAAGUCAAUUGGAAUUUGAUCCGUCUGGCUCUCUCAGAAUUCUAACAUGCUAUGCGAUUUCUGGUCUCUUGUUUUGUUCAUAACGAUCUAUACAUCAUCGUGUCUACUCUAAAGGCCAUAUUUUGAACCGAGAAGCAUUCAAUUUCAAUUCUCAAGUUGUUCCUGUUUCCUCGAGCUUUUCUGGGCAAUCAAUCAAUCAAAAUCUUCCAGGAGAAAAGUUGGUACGGAUGAUUUUUGUGGCGGAAUGUGUUAGUUGGUUUGGGAAUCGAUUAGUUCAGUUAUGCUUAUAAUUGGGGAGGAGAAUAGAGCAGUGAGACUGGUGGUAGUUGCUGAUGAGUAUUACAGGUUAUUACGAUCUCAUAUUGCUAUUGGCAUCCUCACCUCCUUCAUGGGCCAUUCUCAUUGCUUGUGUUUUUGUAAUUCUCGCCCUUUGCCUAUCCACGUUCCUUGUGUUCGAACACCUGUCUGCGUACAAGAAUCCCGAGGAGCAAAAAUUUUUGAUCGGAGUUAUAUUGAUGGUUCCGUGCUAUGCUGUAGAGUCGCUUGUAUCGUUGGUGGAUCCAUCAAUUAGUGUUUAUUUUGGGAUCUUGCGGGAUUGCUAUGAAUCAUUUGCCAUGUAUUGUUUUGGAAGAUACCUUGUCGCGUGCUUGGGUGGUGAAGAAAGGACAAUCGAGUUUAUGGAAAGACAAGGGCAUUCUAAGACUCCUUUGAUAGGACAUGACGAAAAGGGAACUGUAAAACACCCUUUUCCAAUGAACUACAUCUUAAAACCUUGGAAACUUGGUCAAUGGUUCUACCAAGUUGUCAAAUUUGGCAUUGUUCAAUAUAUGCUAAUCAAGUCUUUGACUGCUGUCUUAGCUGUUGUACUAGAAGCGUUUGGUGUAUAUUGUGAAGGAGAAUUCAAAUGGGGAUGCGGGUAUCCCUACAUGGCAGUGGUUCUCAAUUUCAGCCAGUCAUGGGCAUUGUAUUGUUUAGUACAAUUUUAUACUGUCACACAUGAUGAACUGGCACACAUUAAUCCUCUGGCCAAAUUUCUGACAUUUAAAUCGAUUGUAUUUUUGACUUGGUGGCAAGGUGUGGCAAUUGCUCUCCUCUAUGCCCUUGGUUUGUUCAGAAGUCCGUCAGCCCUAGGCUUGCAGUCGAAGUCAAGCGUGCAAGACUUCAUCAUUUGUAUAGAGAUGGGUGUUGCUUCCAUUGUGCACCUUUAUGUAUAUCCGGCAAAGCCUUACGAAAUGAUGGGAGACCUCUUUCCUGGAAGUGUUUCAGUCCUUGGAGACUAUGCAUCUGUUGAUUGUCCUUUGGAUCCCGAUGAGGUGAGGGAUAGUGAGCGUCCCACAAAGUUGCGUCUUCCUCAGCCGGAUUUUGAUACCAAGAGUGGAAUUUCCAUUAGAGAAAGUGUCCGGGAUGUUUUUGUUGGUGGUGGUGGAUAUAUAGCCAAUGAUGUGAAGUUCACAGUUACCCAAGCGGUGGAGCCAGUGGAGAAGGGGAUAAUACGUUUUAAUGAGAAGUUGCAUAAGAUUUCUGAAAAUAUAAAGAGGCAUGACAAAGAUAAAAGAAAAGUAAAGGAUGACAGUUGCCUUGCCACAUCGUCAUCCACUCGGAGAGUGAUUCGUGGAAUAGAUGACCCCCUCUUAAAUGGGAGCUUUAGUGAUACCGGAGUUAAAAAGGGGAGGAAGCACCGACGAAAAUCAGGAUACACUAGUGCAGAAAGUGGGGGAGAAAGCAGCAGUGACCAAAGCUACGGUGGGUAUGAGAUCAGGGGUCGUAGGUGGGUUAGCAAAGAUUAGUAUUUAAUUAGGGAAGAAAUGAAGCACUUGUAAAGCAGGAACACGUCUUACGUAAGCAUUAUGUCAGCAUGAUUGCGGUGCGCAUGGUCAAGCUGCUUGGUUCAAAUGCUGAGGGGACUAUUUCAUUCUUCAGGAGGUUGGAAAUUGUCUGUCCCAGGUUUUUUUCUGCUGUGGAUAUUUCCUUGUUGAGUGCUGAUAUUGAUUUCCAGGGUAGCUGGUCAAUUUGCACCAGUUUAAUGUGGUGGUUAUUCCAUGUUGUAUAGGCGUUGAGAAAUAUUCACCCUUUCUUUUCUCAAGGUGGGUGGGAGAGAUGUGGGGGAAUGGAAUAUGAGUGAAAUCAGUGGCUGUACUAUGAGAGAACUCUUGUAUCUUAUGGAUUAUAUUGUUCACAAGUUAUUUGUGCAGCUGUUCCUUUUUGCCCUGC